AUGCCCCCUGAGCACAUCAAUGGGGCCCAUCAAACACCGGCCCAAGCCGAGACCGAACGGCUAGAAGAUGAAAAAGCCAAGGCUCUCGAAGACAUCAAAAUAUGCGAGAAGGGCCACAUGUUGCGGAGGGUCAAGCGGGGAUCGCUCAGGGCCCCCAAUCUGGUCGCGAUCAAAGAACAACAACGGCUCAACUACCACUCGCACUACUUUUUCAACUUCCUCCCCGACAAGAUGAAAUCAGUGGACAUCAGCGAGGUGCUGGAAGUGCGGCCGGGCUACCGGACCGACAAUUUGCACAAAGCCGCGAGGAAAUAUCAGUUUCAAGAGGUUGCACCGGAAGACAACUGUUUCUCCGUCAUUUUCACGCACGCCAAAUUUCUGCACAAAUCUGUGGACUUUGCGGCUGACUCCAAGGAAAUCCGCGACACUUGGGUGAAUGCGCUCACAUUCCUGAUCAACGCCGAAAAAGCCCAACGUGCCCAGUUCAACGAGAAGCAGUGGCUGAUCCAGCAGUUUCACAGAUGCGAUUUUAACAAGAAAGGAACCCUGUCCUUCUCGGAGAUCUGGGAACUGCUGAAGCGGCUAAACCUGCAGUUGUCCGAAAAAUAUGCCAAGGCUGUUUUUAGCGAGUCCGACAUCGUCAAGAAGGACGGCCGGCUAAACGAGGAGGAAUUCUUGAAGUUUUUCAAUAUGCUGACGGAGCGGCCGGAUUUGGCAUUUGUUUUGAGGUCCUACUCCGAAUCCGGCGUGGAGGGCUGGACGGCCAAGGAACUGCGGAAUUUCUUGCUCGAGGAGCAGCAGUUCAUCGACAUCAGCGAAUCGAAGGCCGAGUCGAUUCUGGAGACGUUUGAGGGCGUAGAACAAGACGGAAAGCGCGAAAAGAUCAUGGGAAUUGUUGGAAUUCGAAGGCUUCUCCAGUCACGGUGGGGCGAUAUCCUGAAACCGGGCCACGAAUCGGUAUUCCAGGACAUGGACCAGCCACUUCCGCACUAUUUCUGCAACUCCUCGCAUAACACCUACCUGACGGCCUCACAAUUGAAGGGUGAAGCCACCAUCGAGGGAUACAUUCUAGCGUUGAAAAAAGGAGCGAGAUUGUUGGAAUUGGACGUCUUUAACGGCGAUCAAGGAGACCCGAUCAUCACCCACAAAAACACGUUUAUCACCCCGCUAUCGUUGCGUCAUGCCCUCAAAUCGAUUCAGAGAACGGCCUUCGAAACAUCGCCGUACCCCGUGAUUUUGACGAUCGAAAAUCACUGCAGCACGGCACAGCAGCAAGUGAUGGCCGAUUUGUUUAUUGAGAUUUUCGGCGACCAGCUCUACCGGCCGCACGCGCACGCCGACAAGCACCCAUUCCCGUCGCCGAAUCAGCUGAAGCGGAAGUUCAUUUUGAGAGGAAAACGAGGAGUUUUCGCGAAACAAGAAGAGGAAGAUGACGAGGAAAAGGAUGAACAAGCGAUUGCACACCUGGCCCCAAUGAUCGAAUCCGUGAAAAACGAGACGCUCGCUUCUUUGAUUGGUCUUCCGUCGAUCAAGGUCUCGGCUUCAACGAUGUAUGCCGAUUGCAAGAAUCACCCACACAACUCGUCCGCCUCGCUCGCCGAGUCGAAGGGCUUCCAACUCUGCGAUUCUGGCGCGCCAUUGGCAGCGUACACCGUCGAUCACUUUGUCAAGAUUUUCCCGAAGGGUCUCCGCCAAGAUUCCUCGAACGUGCACCCGAUGGCCUUCUGGACGGUCGGCAUCCAGGGAGUCGCCCUGAAUUUCCAGACAGCCGGCGAAGCGUUGGACCUUAAUGUCGGCCUGUUCCGGAUCAAUGGCAAUUGUGGCUACAUACUGAAGCCGCCGCACCUUUUGCAGGGAAAUGAUCUCCGAUCCUUCUCAAAACCGAAAAUCAAGCUUGGCAUCGGUAUCAUCAGCGCUCAAUAUCUGCCAAAACCCGAUACCGGCAAGGAUAUUAUCGAUCCGUACGUCAGUAUACAGGUCUUCGGAAUUCGCCACGAUGAGUGGAAGGUGAAGACCCGAACGAUCAAGGAUAAUGGCUUCAACCCGGUGUGGAACGAGUCGUUCGAAACCGAUUUGGCCUGCCCGGAAGUGGCCAUUAUUCGUUUUGUCGUAAAGGACUUUGACGCGACAUCAUCGAACGAUUUCGUCGGCGAGUAUACAUUGCCGGUUGCGAGCAUGAGGCCAGGCUACUCCUCAAUUCGCCUCAACACCGGCUACGCGCACACGGUCGACACGUCGGCCACCCUUUUCGUCAGAAUCGCCAUCGACCAUUUGGAC
This is a messenger RNA of Mesorhabditis spiculigera, 2277 nucleotides long. The record is from the annotation of a GenBank genome assembly. Lineage: Eukaryota; Metazoa; Nematoda; Chromadorea; Rhabditida; Rhabditidae.